AUGCACUCGUUCAGCUUCUCUUCGUUCUUCCUGGUAGCCGCCUGCCGCCUUGCCCACGUGCUGGCGGACCUGCCCUUGAUCACCGACUACGAUGCCUACAAUGCCGGCGCCUAUGGAAACCGUCCGAACCAGACCUUCCACUCCUCCGACCUCGUGUCGCCGCGUUUCCUCGUCAACAAAUGGGACAGGAAUGCAUCCACCGUCGGGUCGCACUUCUUCAUGGCACCCGCCGCUCCCGGCAUGGGCUUUACGCCCAUCAUAUUGGACAGCAGAGACCUCAGUCUGGUCUACGCCGACCCCAAGUGGGACGGCGGCACCGAUGCCCGCAUGCAGAUGUACAACGGCUCCCAGUACCUGACCUUCUGGUCCGGCUACGACUUCAAAGGCCACGGCACCGGCGGCGGCCUGAUGGUCGAUACCUCGUACACCGAGUUCAGGAACCUCACCACAAAGGGCCUCGGCACCGGCGCCGACAGCCACGACUUCAAAAUGACAGGCGACGGCGGAGUCAUCAUGAACAACUAUCACACCAUCGUCACCGAUCUGACAUCGGUCGGUGGCACCACCAACAGCCACCUGCUGGACUGCGCAUUCCAGGAGGCUGAUGUCGAGACGGGCGAGGUGCGCUUCACGUGGAGGGCAAACGACCACUUCCACGUGACCGAGUCGCGGACCGACAGCCCAUUCGAGGAGACCGAGGACGGCUGGGACUGGUUCCACAUGAAUGCCAUUUCGAAGACGGCCCAGGGGAACUACCUGAUCUCCAUCCGCCACCUCCAGGCCCUCGCCCUCAUCAACGGUACCGACGGCAGCAGGAUCUGGCAGGUGGGCGGCAGCAACAACUCGUUCCGCGACCUGAGCGGCGGCAGGGCUACCAACUUCAAGUUCCAGCACGACGCACGCUUCGUCGACGCCACGGAGCGCGAGAUCACCCUGUUCGACAACCACAACAUGGCCCCUGGAGCCGCGCCCACGCCGGGCUGCACCGUCGACUGCACGCGUGGCCUGCGCAUCCGCCUUGACUACAACGCCAUGACGGUGCAGGUCGUAUCCGAGUUCUACCACCCGGUGGGCGUCCAGGCGUGGGCGCAGGGCGGCUAUCAGCUGCAGUCCAACGGCAACGCACUUAUUGGGUGGGGAGUGGUGCCGGCGAUGACCGAGUACAACGCGGCCGGCGACAUCAUCAUGGACGUCCAGAUCCGCCCGUGGGAUACGACAGAAGAAGGGGGCGGCCCUCUCUACCGCGCCUACAGGUUCGACUGGGUCGGCCAGCCGACGUGGGGGCCCAGCAUCGCCGUUGUCGACUCGGUGGUCUAUGUCAGUUGGAACGGGGCCACCGAGGUGGCAUCUUGGGCCUUGUCGGGCGGCGACACGCAUGUGACCCUCGAGGCGAUGGACACGGUCCCGAAAGCUGGCUUCGAGACGGCCAUCACGCCGCCCAGGGCAGCGUCGUUCUUCCGAGUCAAUGCGCUGGAUUCCAAGGGCAACGUGAUGGGUACAACUGAUGUCCUCGACGUGGCGAGCGGUGAAGUCGUUGGCUCCAUCAUCAGGCAUUGA
This is a messenger RNA of Anthostomella pinea, 1557 nucleotides long. NCBI's taxonomy places the organism in Eukaryota, Fungi, Ascomycota, Sordariomycetes, Xylariales, Xylariaceae. The record is from the annotation of a GenBank genome assembly.